Aspergillus puulaauensis is the source of this 2664-nucleotide messenger RNA. RefSeq names its product CHAT domain-containing protein. Gene Ontology annotation, molecular function: protein binding. NCBI's taxonomy places the organism in Eukaryota, Fungi, Ascomycota, Eurotiomycetes, Eurotiales, Aspergillaceae. The transcript has a single exon. The coding region runs from base 1 to 2664 and encodes 887 amino acids. The record is from RefSeq and is a predicted model, not a curated record.
AUGUCCGAUCUGAACUCCGCUCAGACGCUGCACACUGAGGUGGUCUUGCGCAUGUUUGAGGAUCAGGGUGUUGCGGACCAUGAUCAAGCUACGCUCAUCAGUAAUGCUUCUAGGCCAGUCUGUAGCCUCGUCGAAAGGCAAGGUGGCUCUUUGCAGCUUCUGAACUCCAUCAUCGAGGUCAGCGAAGCUACGCUAUCGACGAUGCCACUGAGCCAUCCCUCGAGAUAUGUUAUGUCGCAGACACUCGGGAAGCUGUUGCGUGUGCGCUUCAGUCGAACUGACCGACUCGAUGACCUACACCGUGGCGUUGCCCUUGCUAAGGAAUCCGCAUCGCGCAUCCCCGCUGAUCACCCAGAUCGACCGAUAUGCCUGGACCACCUUGGCGGCUGGCUUGUAACGCGGUUCCUUCGGGUUGGUGCGGCGGAGGAUCGGGACCAGGCGGUUGAGCUGUUGGAAACAGCAGCGUCAACCACUCCCACCGGUAGUCCUCGUCGGGGAGAAAUUCUAGCGCAUCUCUCAACCGUCCUGAGGGGCGAAUUCGAACGAACCGGGAACGAAGAGAAGCUGGAACGCGCUAUCAGAGCUGCCGAUGAAGCUAUGUCGGCCAUUCCACCUACCCACAUCAUGCGGCCCGCCCGACUGAUAGAACUCGCAAACAGCCAUUUGACGCGGUUCCACAGAGCCCAUGAUCCCACCGAUCUUGACCAUGCCCUCGGGGCUGCGAAUAACGCGGUAUCGAUAGCAACCCAUGACCACCCGGAGCGUGCCGAGGCGACCUAUGCCCUAGCCAUCUCGCUUCAAGCACAAUUCAAAAUGUCCCAAGAGCUGGAUCCGCUGGAUCGUGCCAUUGACAUUUGCGAAGGGACUUUAGUCCACGUAGCUUUGGACGAUCACAUGCGAGCCAGGGCCUUCAGCCUGCUUGGGAUGCUGCUUCAAUCCAAGAUGCGGAUGCGGGGAGACGAAUUCAGAGAGGGUAAUGAGCUGCUGCUUCGAUAUCUCAGAAAGGGAUGGGAGUGUCGUAAUUCUCCACCGAGACUCCGCAUUGAAAUCGGCGCAAAACUUGCGGCCUCUCUCGCCUCGCAGUUGAGCUGGGCCGAGGCUGCAACGGUCCUCCAGCAGGCAGUAGAGCUGCUCCCCAGGUUAAGCCCCAGGCCAUUAAGUGACGACGACAAGCAACAAACGCUGCGUCAGUUUGCUGGUCUGGCUUCUGCUGCUGCUGCAGUAACCCUCAACGCAAAGGGGGAUGCAGAUCAUGCCCUGAGGCUUCUAGAACUUGGCCGCGGCGUAAUCAAUGGGUUGCUCGUAGAAAUCCGCAGUGAUAUUUCCGAUCUUCGAAAAACUCAUUCGUACCUAGCGCAGGAUUUCGAAUACCUACGCGGCGUUUUGGAUUCCUCUGGCGACCAGAUAACGAACUACGAUCAGCGCCACGAACUCGAUGUCAAGUUUAACGAACUAAUCCAGGUAAUCCGAUCUCAGCCCGGAUUCGAAGGAUUUCUGAAACCGCUCACCGUGGACGAAAUGAAGGCCGCGGCAGACCGGGGUCCCAUCAUUGUUGUUAAUGUCAGUCACUAUCGCUGUGAUGCAUUCCUGGUCGAGUCUAGCCAAACCAGGGUCCUAGAACUACCCAAUCUGAGCCUUGAAGAAUUACACACACGGGCAGGCCAAUUGAAAACGGAUCAUCUGCCGGUGCUGGCAUGGCUUUGGGACACUGUAGCGAACCCCGUGUUGGACUUUCUGGGAUACGAGCACCCUCCUCCACCCGGGGCGGAAUGGCCGCACGUCUGGUGGAUUCCCACCGGGGCAAUGGGUCUUCUACCGCUUCAUGCGGCGGGGAUGCAUGACCAGGGAUCCGGCGAGGCAGUACUUGACAGGGUCAUGUCGUCGUAUAAUACGUCCAUAAAAUCGUUAUUAUACACUCGCCGGCAAGAUCUAUCGAUUGCGUCAGGGACAUCAAACCAGGCCCUCCUACUGGCCAUGCCGGAGACCCCACGCCAGUCUCCCCUCCCUUUUGCCAACGAGGAAAUCACUCUGCUAAGAGGCCUCUGUCAGUCUCUUCACCUCCAGCCGGUAGAGCCACCGCGAUGUCGUAAAGAGGUCCUCCAGCGGCUUAAAACGUGCAAAAUCUUUCACUUUGCCGGCCACGGACAAUCUAACUCCAGCGAGCCUUCAAAGAGUGCCCUCCUCCUCAGUGACUGGGAGUCGAAUACCCUGACCGUUGCCGAUUUGCGCAAUUCCAGGCUUCAAGGCGCUUCGCCUUUCCUCGCCUAUCUGUCCGCUUGCUCAACGGGCGCGAAUAGCGCCGUCGAUCUGGUCGAUGAGAGCAUCCACCUGGUCAGCUCGUGCCAAUUGGCCGGGUUUCGGCAUGUCAUUGGGACCCUCUGGGAAGUCUCCGAUAAGCACUGUGUUGACGUUGCACGGAUUCUGUACCAGACAAUCAGGGAUCAGGGCAUGACCGAUGCGGGCAUCUGCCUAGGUCUUCAUCAAGCCCUGCUAGAGCUUCGGGAUCGCGACGAGGCACUAGGGCACAUAGUGGACCGGGAACCCGCCCCCUCACCCUCGUGUUCGAAAGGCAGAAAUGCAAUACCAUUGGGGAAGAAUGGUCGCAAGAGGGUGGAAGGAACUAGCUGGCUCAAUUGGGUUCCCUAUAUUCACUUUGGGGUAUGA